Molecule: messenger RNA, 855 nt
Organism: Salvia splendens (bonfire salvia)
Lineage: Eukaryota; Viridiplantae; Streptophyta; Magnoliopsida; Lamiales; Lamiaceae
Product: HVA22-like protein a
Exons: 5
Coding region: 115-630 (171 amino acids)
Source: RefSeq, a predicted model, not a curated record
ACCUUUUCUUGUGUUUUACUGCCCCAUACACUCAGCCACUCACUUGAUAGUUGCUACACUUAUUCUUUCUUCAAUACUAGUAUCUCUCACCAUCACAAGAAAUUAAUCUCAAAUAUGGGCUCUGGAGACAAUCUCUUCACUGUUGUGGCAAAGAACAUUGAUGUUCUUGCUAUGCCUCUGGUUUCUCUCGUUUAUCCUCUGUAUUGUUCGGUGAAGGCCAUCGAGACUAAAUCGCGCAUGGACGAUCAGCAAUGGCUGACAUAUUGGGUGCUCUACUCUCUCAUCACCUUAUUCGAGCUCACAUUCUCCAAACUCAUCGAGUGGUUUCCGAUCUGGUCUUACGCGAAGCUGGCGGGCGUGUGCUGGCUGGUGCUGCCCUACUUCAACGGUGCAGCUUACGUGUACGACAAUUUCAUCAGACCUUUCUACAAAAAUCCUCAGAUUACAAUGUGGUAUGUCCCAAGAAAAAAGAAUGUGUUUAGCAAGCCAGAUGAUGUUUUGUCUGCUGCUGAAAAAUAUAUUCAGGAAAAUGGACCUGAGGCGUUUGAAAGGCUCAUUGCUAGGGCUGACAGAGAAGCGAGGAGCAGGAGGAGCAGCUACUCGAUCUUCCAUGAUGAUUAUGAAUAUUAAUGAGUUUAUUUUAUUAAUUAAGCUUUUUUUUAAUCUAAUGUGGCUGUUAAGUUUUGAUUUUUGAUUAACCUAAUUAUGACCGUUGUAAUUUGUUGUGUCAGUGUGAACUGUGUUUUUUCGCACCUUUUGAUUGGUUUGGUCACCUGGUGGUUUUUACAUAAUUUUGAGUUGUUGCAUCAUGUAUGUUUGGGUUAAUUUACUGGAAGUGUUUAUGUUGUUUGUUAA